CGCGAUAGUUCCUCAGUGGGUCGAGGAGCAGUAUGGCAGCCGUGGCGCUGAGGUCCUGCCGCAGAGGACUUUCACAUAUUUCAAGCAAUGGAGGGCUCGCUGCUUUGUCUUUAAAGCGUCUUGAAGGAGGUAGGAGACACAAGUCCACAGUCCAGUAUGCUUCACGGCCAGACCUCCCCAAGUUGGCCUACAGAAGAACUAAGGGGAAGAGUCCAGGAGUGGUCUUCCUCCCCGGAUAUGGCUCCAGCAUGAAUGGGCAGAAAGCUGAGUCACUGGAGGAGUUCUGUAGGUCACUAGGACACUCAUAUCUUAGGUUUGACUACACAGGACAUGGGGCCUCGGAGGGGGUGCUAGCAGAAGGGACGAUUGGUACCUGGAAAAAAGACGUCCUCUUCGUGUUGGAUGAGUUAGUAGAGGGGCCACAGAUAUUGGUGGGUUCCAGUAUAGGCGGUUGGCUCAUGCUGCUCGCAGCCAUUGCAAGACCAGAGAAGACUGCAGCACUUGUAGGCAUCUCCACUGCUGCUGAUCACAUUGUCACAUCCUUCAACGCUCUUUCUCUGGAGACACGCAAAGAGUACGAGGAGAAGGGGGAGUGGACCGUGCCCACCAAACAUUCAGAGGAGGGUUUUUACAAGUUUAACAUGGACUUUCUGAAGGAGGCAGAAAACCACUGUGUGCUCCAGAGUCCCAUCCCCAUCACCUGUCCAGUACGGCUCAUUCAUGGGCUGAAGGACGAGGACGUCCCGUGGCACAUCUCCAUGCAGGUUGCAGAACGCGUCCUCAGCCCUGACGUGGACGUCAUCCUGCGGCGACACGGCCAGCACCGCAUGUCUGACAAAGAUGACAUCAAGCUCAUGGUCUACACUAUUGACGAUCUCAUAGACAAGCUGACCACUUUGGUCUGAGUACAGGGCGGGGGGAGUGAGCUUGAGAGGUUGCUGAGAUAAAAGAGAGAAAGACUUUGUUUACUUGGAAGUCGACCCUCAAGAAUUUACCAAACAAUGGCAUGCGUCUCCGCCAAAUACGACCUUUUAUCUCCUUGUACUUCAUCUGUCAUUUCAACGAGCCGUUACAGUGCAAACUACAUUGAGGGGAGCUCUCCUGUUAGCUGUUAGCCCCUUAUAUCUUCAGGUUGCAUUUUGUAUGUGUUCCACGUUAAUAUACGGAGUGUUACGUUGGUCUUUACUAGGUCUUCUGUUGCUGCUGUGUACCGCUGUUCUCAUCGUUUAACUGUUCUCCCCUCCCUCUUUACUUAGAUGGAUAGUUUUCCUGUGCCUUUUUUAAUCACUUUUCAACUGUUUUGGCCAAUAAAACCUCUGCACAUUACA
This is a messenger RNA of Labrus bergylta (ballan wrasse), 1328 nucleotides long. It is a transcript of the gene abhd10b, whose product is annotated as abhydrolase domain containing 10, depalmitoylase b. Gene Ontology annotation, molecular function: hydrolase activity, hydrolyzing O-glycosyl compounds; palmitoyl-(protein) hydrolase activity. NCBI's taxonomy places the organism in Eukaryota, Metazoa, Chordata, Actinopteri, Labriformes, Labridae. The record is from RefSeq and is a predicted model, not a curated record. Gene Ontology annotation, cellular component: mitochondrion. Gene Ontology annotation, biological process: protein depalmitoylation.